Molecule: messenger RNA, 1094 nt
Organism: Mya arenaria
Lineage: Eukaryota; Metazoa; Mollusca; Bivalvia; Myida; Myidae
Product: universal stress protein Slr1101-like
Exons: 4
Coding region: 298-789 (163 amino acids)
Source: RefSeq, a predicted model, not a curated record
CAUGUUAUAGCAGAGCUUUUUUUACUCUGGUUUAGACUGGUGCAUAUAUAUAAAUAUAUAAGGAUUAAAGAUACGUACAGCUGAAAAGGCACUGUCCCAUAUCGCAGUCAGUUUACAUAUUUAUCUACUAAAGUGACUGGGUUUAUUGUCACGUGAGGAGUCCAAAAUACAAUCUCAACUGUUAUAUACACAGGGUUUUUAUCAAACCUGCUUGGGAAGGUCGGACUAGGAGGUGGACACACUAGUGGACAGACAGUUGAACAGACAGCUGCACCAGUCAUUCAGACGGACACACAAAUGGCGGAGGAAUCACCAAAGAAGACUGGCAAGAAUGUGCUGAUCGCAAUGGACGGUAGCAAGCACGCCUUGUAUGCAUUUGAAUGGUACGCCAAGAACCUGUACCACCCCGAUGACAACGUCAUCAUGGCUCACUGUGCAGAACCAGGCGUCAACAUUCCACCCACUACCAUGAUGACCGGAAACACCGCCAUGGUGGACUCUCUCCUUGAACAGCACGAACGCAACGCCAAGGAGACCCUUCAGACGAUAGACGCGGCCGCUGGCAAACACAACAUCAAACAUGUGCUUGAGCGGCUUCAUGGGCCACCAGGGGAGGCCAUCGUCAAAGCGGCAGAUUCGCAGAACGCAGACAUGAUAGUCGCCGGAAGUCGCGGCUUCGGCACCCUCAGACGGACGAUCAUGGGCAGCGUGAGUGACUACAUUGUGCACCACUCCAAAGUUCCCGUCAUGAUCUGCAAACACGAUGAUGAGCACGUGAAACUCAAAUAGGCGACAUUAACGUCACUUCCGGUUGAAAGUCACUCACCGGAAAUAAGUUGAAAGGAAACUGUGGACCGUUAUUUCUUAAUAUAAAUGUUCUAACAUGUUGAUUAAUUUCUGUAUUGUUAUUAUAACACAGAAUACUAGUUAUUAAUUGUAAAGUUUAAAUCGAAUGUUGUUAUCCAAAGGAUAGUGUUACAUGAUGAAACAUGAAAUGUUUUGUGUCUGGUUUGUUCUUGAUUUAAUUACUAAACAAAUUUCCAUGAUGCUUUAUUUGUUAUUGUGAGUAUAUCAAUAAAAUGUUUAAACGUUGA